This is a messenger RNA of Bipolaris oryzae ATCC 44560, 1281 nucleotides long. RefSeq lists its product as uncharacterized. NCBI's taxonomy places the organism in Eukaryota, Fungi, Ascomycota, Dothideomycetes, Pleosporales, Pleosporaceae. Gene Ontology annotation, molecular function: aspartic-type endopeptidase activity. Bases 1 to 1281 code for a protein of 426 amino acids. The transcript has 3 exons. The record is from RefSeq and is a predicted model, not a curated record. Gene Ontology annotation, biological process: proteolysis.
AUGUUGUCUCUCGGUCAAGUUACAGCCAUACUCGCCUUCACUGGCGCGGCUAUCGCCAGCCCUACCCCAGAGGCAGAUGGUGCUACCUUUUCGCUUCAUCCAAUCCCUGGAUCUGCAUCCACAAAGCAUGGACUGGAUCAGUUGAUUGAAGUCAGGCGUAGAGCCGGAGUCGAAGUACACCCAAGGCUCGUCGAGGCUGCAGAGAAUGCUGGGCGUCGUCUACGCAGAGCCCGUUUGGCAUCUCGCAGCACAGGUCGAAAAGUGACUGGGGCUUCAUGGGGAUGGAGUGAGGACAAAUAUGAUACUGAGUACCUUUAUCCGGUCCAAAUUGGUGGCAAGAACGGCAAGACGUUUCGCGCCAGUAUUGGCACUGCUGCCUCAGAUUUCUGGUGCCAUUCUUCCGCACAGCCCAAGAAACAGAACGUCGGGUACACCUACUACGAAAUCAACCCCGCCCACCAAAAGGUCGGCUCUAACUACUCGAUUGGAUACAACGGCGCUGAAGCAGAUUCUUACGGCAAUGUGUAUGUCGAAGAUGUGACGAUCGGCGGUAUUACCACCAAGCAAGCAUUCGGCGCAGCCAGUGGCCUGUCGCAGGCAUUCCUAUCAGACACGGAUCUGGACUGCUUGGUCGGUCUCGGCAACAGCUCCUACAACAGCAUCGUGCCCGAGUACGAGAAUAACUUCUUCGACAACAUCAUGAAACAGCUUGCCAAGCCCGUCUUUGCCUACGCCGAGAAGAAGGGCGGCUCCGUUUUCGACUUUGGAUUCUUUGACCCCAACCAGUACACCGGCAGGGUUGCCUGGGUCAACAACGCACCUGAGGCUGGCUGGCCUGCAUACGCCUUCUACGGCGAGGGCUUCAGUCUUUUCGACCCCAACGCCAAAGUCACCCCAAGAAAAAUGAACAUCCAUCUCGAUGCCUCGACCACCCUUACCUACACCGACCCUGAUAUCGUCACCGCGUGGUACAAAUCUAUCCCCGGCUCAAAGUACGACGACGACCAGCAGAUGCACAGCGUGCCUUGUAACAGCAAGCCCGGUGGCUUCACCAUCGUCAUCGCCGGUCAAAAAUUCUUCACUCCCGGUUCGCAACUCAUUUCCAUUCCCCUUGAUGAUCAGGGCAAGAUGUGCCUCGGUGGCCUGCAGAACAUUGGCGGCGGCGUCGAUUUCAGCCUCUUUGGCACCACGUGGCAAAAGGGCAAGUAUGUCAUGCACGACUUUGCCAAUCCUCAUGCUGUUAGGCUUGGGUUUGCUAUGCAGCCCGGUGCUAGCCACUAA